Pelodiscus sinensis (Chinese soft-shelled turtle) is the source of this 1702-nucleotide messenger RNA. The record is from RefSeq and is a predicted model, not a curated record. Lineage: Eukaryota; Metazoa; Chordata; Testudines; Trionychidae.
CUGUAGACUGUCCUCUCCUCCCUAGGCUGAGGCAGAAGUUGCAUCCUUGAAUCGCCGUAUCCAACUGGUAGAGGAAGAGCUGGACCGUGCCCAGGAGCGUCUUGCCACGGCGCUGCAGAAGCUGGAGGAGGCGGAGAAAGCAGCAGAUGAGAGUGAAAGGGGCAUGAAAGUGAUUGAAAACAGAGCCCUGAAGGAUGAAGAGAAGAUGGAACUGCAGGAGAUCCAGCUGAAGGAGGCCAAGCACAUCGCAGAAGAGGCCGACAGGAAGUAUGAGGAGGUUGCCCGGAAGCUGGUGAUCAUUGAAGGAGACUUGGAGCGCACUGAAGAGAGGGCUGAGCUUGCAGAGUCUAAAUGUUCCGAGCUGGAGGAGGAGCUGAAGAAUGUCACCAACAAUCUCAAGUCUCUUGAGGCUCAGGCUGAGAAGUACUCUCAAAAAGAGGACAAAUAUGAAGAGGAGAUCAAGAUCCUGACAGACAAACUCAAGGAGGCGGAGACUCGUGCAGAAUUUGCUGAACGAUCAGUAGCCAAACUGGAGAAGACCAUUGAUGACUUGGAAGAUAAACUGAAAUCCACCAAAGAGGAGCAUCUCUGCACGCAAAGAAUGCUGGACCAGACCCUGCUUGACCUGAACGACAUGUAAAGACCCUGCCAUUGCCUCUGCCCCACACAGCGGUUUGCUGGGGGCCAGCCCAGCCAACGCUGCCCUCUAACCCCACGGGUCCUUCUCUUGCCAGGCCAACCAAGCCAACUUCUGCCAAGCCUCCUGAGGGUUAAAGGUCAUCUGGUUGGGCAGAGCUUAAACAGCAUCAUAAGGGAAAUGCAACCAAUGCAGUAAUGUCUGGCGAAGGUGUGAGAUGUACACGUUUUGUAACGAUCUUUUGUAGCAAUUGUAAACAUUCCAAAUAACGGGCUCACAAGCUGCACCGUGAGCUGUUGGCUCUUCAAAUUUGAGAUUAACCUCUCCUGCUCAUCAGCGCUGCUCCCUUUGCCGGCGCUGGGGGGGAAGCAGCAGUGGGGGGAUGGUGCUAGCUCUGGCUGCUGAGUUAGAGUAGCCAGGCUGGGCGUGCAAGCUCUUGCCACGAUCUCUUCUGCAGGGCCCUCACGCUGCCCUGUCUGAUCUAGGUCUCUGGCAGGAGCACCUGCCCCCGAAAAAGGCAUUCAGUCUCAGCUGUGAGGUUGCUCUCCUUGCAUUGCAGAGCCUUGGCGCACAGAGCAGGCUGGCUUGCUUUCUCUAAGACCAAACCUCUUCAGAGAAGACUCGUGAAUGGCAGAAUUAGUCAGGCGUCUUGUCCUCCUGCGUGCCACUUGUUCUCCCCUCGGGCCACAGGAUGCCGACAGCCUGCCCCCCUCCCCCCGGCUGCCCCUGGGGGCAUGUCUGCCUUCACUAAGUGCUACUGCACAGAGCUUUAUCACUUGUGGCUGGUUGUAACAGCUUGUGUAAAAGUGCCCUGUGCAUGCAGAGCUUUGCUUACACUGAGGGGAUGCUGCCAGCCGCCUGCCCCAGGAGCGCGCUCUUGUCUUGCAGCAGGUCCCAGCCCCUGUGCAGCGCGGUGGCACAGUGUGCUGGGUGAUUUGCAUUGUGUUGCGGAGAGGCAUGGUGGUUGUAGGGGCCAGCUGGAGGAAUUCCCAUAUCAGGUGUUUUGAUACAAAAAUUGACAACUGUCUUCUAUUGUCUUUUGAAAUAAAAGAACCAUUCCCGCCA